Messenger RNA from Chelmon rostratus (copperband butterflyfish), 1730 nucleotides. RefSeq names its product snail family zinc finger 1b (gene snai1b). The record is from RefSeq and is a predicted model, not a curated record. Gene Ontology annotation, biological process: regulation of DNA-templated transcription. Gene Ontology annotation, molecular function: DNA-binding transcription factor activity, RNA polymerase II-specific; RNA polymerase II cis-regulatory region sequence-specific DNA binding. The coding region runs from base 169 to 969 and encodes 266 amino acids. The transcript is spliced from 3 exons. Lineage: Eukaryota; Metazoa; Chordata; Actinopteri; Chaetodontiformes; Chaetodontidae.
UUUGCGAUCCGUCAACAAGAUUCAUCCUACCUCUGUAGUGGUCUUACAGGUCUCUGGCGUUCUUACUCCGUCCGACUGAAGUCUGCAGCUGUUUAAAGAACAGAUCCUUGUACCCGAGCGCACUCCGGAAUUAUUAUUUGUAUUUCAUCGGAGAAGCCAGACCUCACCAUGCCUCGGUCAUUCCUUGUUAAGAAGUAUUUUUCCAACAAGAAGCCAUACUACAAGGAGAACCAACUGGAGAGCCAAACUGCUUUUGUCCCAGAGAGCUUUCCACGGGCUGAGCUUCCAACACAGAACAACAGCUCUCCCCUGACCUGCUACCCCACCAGCCCAUUCUUCAGCAGCACAGACACCCUGCCUGCACCUCUCUCCCCGAUCACCCCCGAGUCCCCUUCGCCACUGGGACCCCUGGACCUCAGCAGCUCUCCCUCCAGCAGCAGCAGCAGUGAGGAAGAAGAGGACGGCGGACGCACUUCAGAUCCCCCCAGUCCGGACAUCAUCCAGCACAUCUACCACUGUCUGCACUGCAGUGACAGUUACACCAGCCUCUCAGCACUGUCCCACCACCAGCUCACCCACUAUGCUCCCCUGCAGCAGGCGCCUUCUCUUCCCACUGAAGUGUCCACACGUCCAGCCUUCCACUGCAAACACUGCCCCAAGGAGUACACCAGCCUGGGAGCGCUGAAGAUGCACAUUCGUUCACACACUCUGCCCUGUGUGUGCCCCACCUGCGGCAAGGCCUUCUCCAGACCGUGGCUGCUCAGAGGGCACAUUCGCACACACACAGGUGAGCGUCCCUUCUCCUGCCAACACUGUAACCGGGCCUUUGCUGAUCGCUCCAACCUGCGCGCCCACCUGCAGACCCACUCCGAAGUGAAGAAGUACCAGUGCGGCUCGUGCGCUCGGACCUUCAGCCGCAUGUCCCUGCUGCACAAACACAACGCCUCUGGCUGCUGCCCUGCUUCAUAGACUCACAUUCCCUAAACUGCUCUCAUGAGCCAGUUGAAGCUGCUUGCUGGAUUGUCCCAAUUAGAACCAAUAAACCCAGAGGACAGUGGACAGAUUGAUGUUGGCGCCCUCACAAAGCCAUGAUGGGGCAGAAAACUGGACUUGUGUUGCUUUUAUGAAAUAACUUCUUAAAGUGCCUUAAUUUUUCAGGACUUUUGUAGAUUUUUGAGCUCAUGUUGGUAUGCACAGCACAUUUUUUUUGCCACGUCCUGUCAACUGUGUGUAUGUGUGAUUUGAGGGCAGCUGGACAUGCAGUUAAUUCCCAGGAAACUCCAUCGGUGCCGGCCGGUCCGGGACUCUGGCCCUUUUGCAGCUGCUUGGGUGUGUUUGUGUGUGUAUGUGGGGAUGUCAUUCCUCACCAUACUAUACAUACAUGGCGUGUGUGUGGGUGUGUAUAUGAGCAAGUGUGUGUGGGACAGCUGCCUGUGUAUGGUGUACUGUGGAGGCAGGGUGCUGAGAGACGUGUUAGCUGUGACCUCGACAACAGGUGACCCUCUGCUCGCCCCUCCUCAUGCCACACUCGUGCGUUAUGAGACAUGAAAGGACCACUUAAUCUUGACCAAAAUGGUACACGACUUCACCAAUAUUGUCAUUUUACAGUCUGGAUGACGUUAUUUUGACAUGAGUUUUGACCUACAGUUUUUAUGAACCACUUUGUUGAAAAUGCCUUUCAUAUGGGGUGUACUGUUUUUCUGCCACAUGUAAAUAAAAGCUUUUGUUUA